CUCAUUAAGUUUCCGCAGUCGGCUGCGGGUUCGUUUCUAGGCCCACAAAAUGCACUGCGCCACUAUGUUUUCCAAGUUAUUUUUUGUUGCCUGCUUGGUUAUGUGCUUCAAGAGAACGAGGCAAAGAGUUAUCAACCCAUCAAAUCUCAACGAAUUUGGGAAAAACGUCUGUGCCAGGUAUACAAUGCAGACUGAGGCUUACUACACUGUUGCAUCAAGGACAACUUACACGCAUACAACAACCAGUUGCGGAUGGUUUGGUUGGGGCAGAUGUGACGCAAGCAGACCAAGAACAGUGUACUACGUUGUCCAAAGGACCAGAAAUGUCAAUGUCAAAAUAAUUUACUGCUGCAGUGGAUGGAAGAAAAGCUAUUCAAGCUCAAGGGAAUGCAAGAAAGCUAUCUGCUCUCAAGGCUGUAAUUCCAAUCACGGGUCUUGUGUCGCACCCAACAGGUGCCAAUGUUCUACGGGAUGGACUGGGUCUACCUGUAGCGAAGACAUUGACGAAUGUCAAACAUUAAUACCAAGACCUUGCAGUUGUGGCGUUCCAGGGGAACCAUGUGGUGCAAACUGCGUCAACCUCGUCCCUAGCUACAAGUGUACCUGUGCACCAGGUUUUCAGCUCCGAAGUGGUGGAACCAUCUGCGAUGAUGUCAACGAAUGUUUAACGGCCAAUGGAGGAUGCCCACAAACAUGCCAUAAUCAACCCGGAAAGUUCUCAUGCGGAUGCUUUAAUGGCUUUAACCUCAUUAGCGGGAACAGUGGUACUUACUGUGAAGAUAUUGACGAAUGUCUAUCAAGUAAUGGUUUGUGCACCCAUCAGUGCGUGAAUACUGCGGGAUCUUAUCGCUGUGAAUGCCCUGCUGGGUUCUUCUUGGAUUCAAAUGGAAGAUCUUGCUCAGAUCACGAUGAAUGUUUGCUGAGUCAUCACGGCUGCCAGCAAAAGUGUAACAAUUACCUUGGAAGCUACUACUGCUCUUGCAACUCGGGAUAUGAACUCAAAGAAGAUAACAGGACUUGUUCAGAUGUGAACGAAUGCGCCCCUGUUCAUGUAGAGAGCCUCAACAAAACGGUCAUCCCAGCAGGAUGUGAUCAAAUCUGUCAUAAUACCCCAGGAAAUUACACUUGUAGCUGUGACCAGGGAUAUCAGCUUCUAUACGAUGGAAAGCGGUGCAGAGAUGUAAAUGAAUGUAACACAGGAGUCCACUCUUGUGAACACAAGUGCCACAACACGCCUGGCUCUUAUGGCUGCUCAUGUUUCUAUGGAUACAGACAAAGGGCCGACAUGCAAACCUGUGAAGGACUUCCUUGUGAGGACAUCAUCGCCCCACCUCAUGGUCAUAUGACCUGCAGCGGAUUUGUUACAAAUGAAACCUGCUGGUUAACGUGCGAGGAUGGAUAUGAAAUACAAGGUUCGGAAAAGAGAACUUGCCUCAAUUCUUCAAAGUGGGAUGGACAGCAAACGUCUUGCAAAGUGAAAAGUUGUGGUCGACUACAUCCACCAGAGAAAGGCAUAGUUUUACUACCAUGUGACGUGACGUUUGGUUCUACCUGCACACUUGACUGUAUGGAAGGAUACGUUGCCUUUGAGAGCAACAUUGCAACUUGCCGGCUGAGUAAUUCCAGCGACGUAGUAUGGGACUUAGGAAACUUUACCUGUGAAGAGAUAAUACUUUGCAAGCCCAAUCCUUGUCGGCAUGGCGGAAAAUGCAUUCUUAUCGAUUCACAAAAAUUUUCAUGUGAUUGUCAGGAUACUGGAUAUGAAGGGGACCUCUGUGACCGAGGUGUUGUUACACCUCCUGAUUUCCCAAAACUAAUUCCUGGAAGACCUUCGGAAGAUCUUUCAUUACUUGCGAAACCUGACAAUGUAUUGACUGUUUUCUUCGAUGCAACCCUGAACAUGACCUUCCAUCCGAAGAGAGUCAAGAUUCACUAUCCAUCAGAUCAAGCAGAGUUUGAGGUGAUUGGACACGAGUCUGGAGUUGGUAUAGUGUCAUAUGACCUCAGUGGGAUAGACAAGCAUAGUUUUGUUUCUCCCAAGGAUAGCUCAGUCUUUGUUGGUCUCAAUAUAUCAAAUGCAAACAGCAUUUACACCAAACUGGGUCUUUUGAAUGGCGAGGUACCAAUCGGAUGCCAAACAAAGAGCCUAGAAAACUUCCCAUGCGGGUUAAAAAUAGCCUACAACUCCUCCUCGACCCUGUCGAAUGAUGUUCUCGUCGAGUCAGGGCCUGUUCACAUCUUUACAGACAACAACAAAAAAAUUCCCCUGAGUCUUGUGGGAUACAAUUUCGACUGAUCUAAUCAAUCAGGUAAAAAAUCGGAGGUGCUGAAAGCACUUAUCACCCAGACAAGCAUUACCAAAACGAGCUCGGCAGGCCAAACAUCGGACAAAAUGUGUUCCUUUAAACCAACAGCAGAAGCUUUGAUUGAGUUAAUACAAGAAGACGCUUUUCCAAAGUCUUUCAUGCGAUACUUGACAAACCAGCUACCAUUAGGGAUACGACUCAUGGUUAAAGACGACAACACUCUAUUUGCAACAGAAAACAUUCGAGCUGACCUCAUUCAAAUCGCCGGCACGCAGAAUACUUACCUGAAUUGCAAGUUUCCUCCUCUUAAUGUCCCCACUGCAAUGGUCAUAUAUCGUCCGAAAGUCACUUUUACUAUUUCCCCUGGAGGCAAACAGAUUUCCUUGCCCAGCAAAGGUUGUUGCUUUGCAACCGACACGUGUGGUAAAGCAGUGUUCCUGACGUUAUCCGAAAAGGCUGCUAAAGAAAUUAGCAAAAUGCUCGUUUUGAAGGGCUUGACUGAUUAUGGCUGGGAUGUCGUGUUAACAUCUUUUGGUUUCACCGCUCCGAAAAAAUACCAAAGCUUAACGAACUCUUUGCCUACAGAUCCAAUGGCUGAACUCUUUUCAGAUUUUCAUUAUAAUAUGUUGUGGAAAGGAAUUACGAAAAUUACCCUGAAAAAUACAAGUGAUUUUACAAUCAACAUGAAAAUGACUGGCCAAGUUUUCUCAUUUGUAGAGGAUUUGAACAGCUUACUCACCAGGUACUUUUCUCAGCCAAUCAAGAGUAUAUUCCAUGGAUCAGUUGAGUUUACUUUUCACCUACAAGCCCUUGGCGAGAAGUUUUAUCUGACGUUUCACGCCAACAGUGUGGUGGCAAAGUCACAACUUGGAGGACCACCCCUUCGCUCAUCAGAAUGCCACCCUCCGCAAGGAUUCACCCUCACCCUGGAUCGAGAAAGCAAACCUUUCAAAAAUAGCAUUCUUUCAACAAUCAUUAGACCCAAUGGAGGCAUCAAAUAUUUGCAAAUCUACUACUCUAUUAAUGGUGGAGAAGAUAUCGCAGCAUUGGAUCCUAACAAUAACUUGAGAUCUCUGGAGUAUCAGACGCAAGACAUAAAGAGGGUCUUUUUAGAUGUUCAGAUAUUUGUUCCUGAAUUGCAAGAAACAACACAAAAGUGGACUGGCUUUUUAGAAGAGACACUCGUUAAGGUCAUCAAAGCUAGAAAUUACCUCUCUUCUUCUUCAGAUCUCUUGCAACUAAAAAAACUGAUCGCAGAGAUUGACAGCGAUCUUGACAAGAUACCGAGGGUCCUUGGUCUCCUUAUAGCCAAGUCACAGCCGUACAGGAAUCGUUCAAACAUUGAAAAUUCCAUCAGUCGCCUCCUCAGACUUAAAUCAGACCUUCCAGAGACCAUCUCUCUGGUAUUCACUCAGUCGUCCAUUCGGCAAUCCUUUGCUGGUGUUCGUUUUGCCCUUUUAGCACAGAUUUGUCACAAAAGACUCUGUUUCACCAACAUCAACUGUAAUGUUUGGUCCCUGACUGACAAUUACUGUUUAACCAAUAGUUCUGGUAUAGACAGUAGUGUAAUCGUCGAAGGAACUGCCUUGAGAGACAUACCUCUUGGUACUGCAAUAACAUUCCCUGCUCGAAGACCACUGAGAAUGCUAAUCAGCCGUAAAAAUGAGCCACUCGAGACAACAUUUGAGUGUUUCGUUAAAUUAUUAGGACUGACCAAAAACACAAGCAUACGAAUGGUUGGACAUAAGCUCUUCUUUUCCAUGUCGGGACCCAUUUUUGGAACAUUCGAGACGCUAUUGAAUGUUACAGCUGAGUUUAAGAACGUAGCGGACUGGAACUCCCUACUGUUUGGAGUGAAGGGCACCAUGAACAAGUCAUCAGGUUUUCAUAUGAUGCUAGAAAGAAAGAUUGCCAACGAGACCACCCUUGCAGCCAAAGAGGCACACAGAAGGUUGGGGAAGGCGAAGGCGGCCUUCAGUGAUGCAAAGAUGAAGGCAGAUGCAGCCAGGAAAGUUCUAAAAGAAAAACAGACGAUCACCGAACAGCUGAGACGAGAAAAGGAAAACGCUGCAGAGGAUCUUCGUGUGGCACGUCUACAAUAUCAAUUGGCAAAAGUGCGUUUCAACAACACGGUCUACCUUCAACGACAUAUUCUAAAUCCGGUGUGUGAAAUAAGAGAGUGCAACUACACUUGUUUGAAAGGUUGUGUUCAACCUAACUUCUGCAAGGACCCGAUAAACAUAACUUAUCUUGAGCGAUACUGUGACACGGUUGACAAACCAAUGACAGUCAAAGUUGUGGAAAGCAGCACUAAAAAACGUAGUUUCGCUGUGCAGACGUAUCAUACUGUGUAUACUGGAAACUGUAGAUCAGGGGUCUCCUUCAAAAAAAUAAUGAAUUAUGCUAAGAAGGGAGCUCAGGUUGGAAAAUUUGUUGGUGGGAUUAUUGGGAGUGCGUUUGGACCCGUAGGAACAAAAGUCGGAAAGGUUAUUGGAACAUUGGUCGGUGCGAUUGGUGGAGGUGUUGUUGGAUAUUUCAGCAAGAAAAUAUUUGGCUGUUCUGACACUUACGAGACAGUUCUUGGUGAACCGCGGCUUGUUGAGUACGAACAGAAAAGUUUCGAGGUGAAAGCUGUAGUAAAGAUGAUCAAGGAAAUUGAGUGCUCAGGCCACGAAGAGAAAACUAAACCCGGUGGAUUCGGUCCUCCAUACCCCUGCUGCAAGAGAUAUGGCUGCCAGAGCAAAGUCAUCGAUCCUCUUUGUAUCAAACACAACGAAGAAUGCCUGAUAUAUAUGACUGAGCUUAAAUUCACGCUUGAUGCCUUGAAUGAAACUUUUCAAUAUGCCUUUCUGAAUCUUAGGGAAUCCGUUGACAAUUUUAAAAAGGCUACAGCUGUUUACGAGAAAGCCAGAAUUCGUCAUGAGGCGGCACUUAACACGCUGCAAAAAGUAAAAUCUUACACGGAGCAGAGCCUAUCAGCGGUAGAAAUUGUCAAUGCUUCCAUGCUUCAUGUUCGCCGCGUAGUCUACUUUGGAUUGAAAAUAUCCCAAGCAAUGAACGCCACUAAUUCGUAUGGUAAUAAAACUGUAGAUGUUGGAGACCUUAAAUUCUCUCUGACCACGGCAUCAGAAGACGCGAAAAAGAUCCUUUUUCAAUGCAACGUUAACUCUGCCAAUAGUAAAUCAACGUUGGUCUCUUUUAUAGUUGACUUUGAUCAAGUCGAACGUUCAAUCAGUUCUGCCUCCAAGACGAUCCUUAGCAAGCUGUUUGGUGGUACAUCCUCCAGAAAGAAGCGAGUAGCUCCAGAUGAACAGAGUCAGUUUGGAAAUUCCUCAAAUAUAAAUGGUUUCCAUAUCAGCUUCACUGAUUACCCUCAUGCAUGCCAGUUUGUCAAUUCCACACAUUUGUUCCUGAGCUCCAUUCUUCACUCACUGGAUAACCUUAUUUCAGCUGCUAAAGGACUGGAUGAAGAGCUCUCUUCCGGAUUCCAAGACCUUGACAGGCUGACACACACUGUUGGUGGUGGUUCAAGUAAUUCCAAUAUUUCCAACAGUUCCUCAAUUAGUUCAAACAGUUCGUUCGUGACCGACUACUUGGAGAUGAUAGAACUCCUUAGAAAUGAGAGCAUCCAGGUUAGAAAUGACUCUUCGCAAUCUUGGAAUGAAACGUUUGAGGCUUGGAGGGCAUUCCUUGAGGUAUUUACACAUAAUAGCGGAUUCCAAGAAUGCGCCGGUGCCAUUGACUGUAUCGAAUACUUUUUUGAAGGGUUAAGGGAAUUUUACGAGUUUGAAAGAAGUCCACGGGCACUAAAGAUAAAAGACGCACUUCCUAAGCUGAAAGAUAUGAUUAUGGCAUUAACGUCUGAAGUGUUAACAAUGCCAGAAACUGAAAAAGCACUCCAACAAGCUGUUUUGUUGCUGAAUGAAACCCGCGAUCAUUCCGUUCUGUGUGGGGGGACACCUUACAUUACCUCUUCACCUCAAAAGGAAAUUAUCAUUCUGACCGGAGAAAGUUUAUUGCUUCGUUGCAUUGCUGAAAGUGAAGCUGACAUAAAGUAUGCUUGGAUGAGGAAUGAUAAACUCGUUGAGGAAUCACUGGAUGGAACUUUCAAUGUAAGCGCUAUUAGCGAACAACACGAAGGUGCUUAUGUUUGCGUCGCUUCAAACAAUAAAGGCAGUUCAUUGUCUAAUGUCACGAUCAUCAAAGUUCAUAACAAGCCCAGCAUCACUCUACAUCCACAGCCACAAAGAGUAGUCGUUGACAGUGAAAUGCCAGCAACAUUCGUUUGCAACGCAACGGGCCAACCAGCGCCUACUUUUGAAUGGUUCUUUGUAUCUAUCAAUUCGUCUUUUACCAAAGUAAACGAGACCAGACCCGUGUUACACAUGACUGGACCUCGCCAACAUCAAGAGGGUUAUUACUACUGUGAGGCAUCCAACGAUCAUGGUGUGGCAAUCAGUCAGAAGGCUCGGCUUGACGUACUAGGCUACUCUGUGGGUCUUCCAAGGCUCCUUUUCGCCCUGAAUAUCUCACUUCCGUGCUGGCAGGCAUUAAAUUCCUCCAACAGUUCUGUACACGAAGCUUCGUCAUGCAAUUCCAGCUUCAUCGAAGCAUUGUCGUCAUCAGAAAACGAGACCAUGACUGAUGACAUUCUUUUUUCCCUUGCAAGAUCACUUAACGUGUCCGUGGAGCUGAUAUCUGAGUUUGAGUAUGGCUCAAGAAAUAACUACACCGCCACCAUUGCAUUCAUACUCGAUAUCGAUAAAGAGGCUUGGAAACAAUCCAACUUUACCCGGCACAUACAAAUAGUUGGAGCCAUCGCUGAAGUUAGCGCCAAUCUGAUUGAGAAAGUGGAACAGUUCAAUUCUAGUAUAAUGAACAAGACUUUUGAGAUACCUUGGAACAACUCCGUUGUCUAUGGAGACCCAGGAAGCCUUCUUGCUUACCCUCUCUCUCCGAAAUGUCCCGAUGGACAGGCCCUCCAUGAAAAUGGCUACAUUUGUGCAAACUGUCCUGCCGGCUCAUCAUAUGCGGAGGAGGAUGAAACAUGCACAGAAUGUCCGCUUGGAACUUACCAACCUGUGCAAGGACAAACAAGAUGUAUUUCCUGCGGCACAAACCUCACCACAGCCUUCAAUGGAACAGUGGAAGAAUCAGACUGUAUUGCUGAUUGUCCAGCUGGUUCAUACAGCACAAAGAACAGAACGUGCUCUCUCUGUCCGCUUGGCAUGUACCAACCAUCCCGAGGAAAGCCAGCUUGUCUUUCUUGCGGCAAAAACCUGACGACAGUUACCAAUGGAACUGUGCAAGAAAUACACUGUAUUGCAAACUGUCCUGCUGGCUCGUACAGCUUUGUGAACCGGACAUGCGCUCUUUGUCCGCUUGGUUCUUACCAGCCCUCUGAUGGUCAGAUAGAUUGCCUUCCCUGUGGACAAGGUCUCACCACAGUCUCACCAGGAACUGUCAGUAAAUCGCAGUGUGAAGAGAUUCAAAAACCAGUUACUGAAGACAAAACAACUUCUUCUACACCAUUGGUAACAUCGCGAAAUGUUGAAAUGGAGACAGGUACCAAUGAACAGCUAACAACUAAGACUCCAGGAGAGGCAAAAGAACAGGAAAAUUCUCAGGAGUCUUCCUGGAAACUUCCCGUCAUCAUUGUUCCAUUACUCGUAGCGCUAGUGGUAGGUCCCAUACUUACGGUCGUCAUCUGUAAGAGGCGGAGAGUAAGAAGGAAUGAUUCAAAACCUAGCAUAGAACCAGCAAGGACGGCGCAAUUUGAGAAUCCAGUGUUUGACCGUCUUGACAAUCCAAUUUACGGAUUCGCCGAGCAGAAGCCGCGAAAGCAAGCAAAGGAUAACGAAUACUCAUUGGCAGAAGGGCUAGGGAAGGUUGCAUUCAGUGAAGAUAAUCCUGGAGAAUUUUACGACGACAUUAAGGACUUCAAAAAGGAUGCUACAAACGACGUUGCCGAUGAGCCGAUUUAUGAAAUUUUGGAUAGUUCUUUAGAAGAGAAAACCGGUUUUAGUUUUACAAACUCAGGCUUUCAGUGAGGCAGCGAUGGUUUAAUGUUUGGUGAUUUUUCCCUUUUGAUUUUGACUUCAUGUAGUUCAGUUCGCUUUAGUCAGAACAACUUUAACCUUUUUGCUCUGUCUACGAUAUGGAAUAAGGUAAACACUUGAGGAAUAGGAGGUUGGAGUUCUUUACAGGUGUAAAAAAAUCUUUCCCCUCACCCUCAAAAACGACGAAUUUGGUAAUAAGCCCUCCCCCCCCAUCCAAUACCUUUUUAUGCUCCGUUCAUGUGUGUACGUUCAACAAUAUAUUCAGCUAGAAAAAAUACCUCAAUCAAAAUGAUUAGUUCUGCAUCGUGCAAUCCGUCAAGAAAAAGUUUGUUACUGGACGAACUUUAAAAAUACUACUUUUACUCGUUUCAAAAUUGUUAAUCUCUUUAAUUUUUUUUUUUCAAGUCAAGAUCAGUUUUUGCUGAAGUACUUUUUGUCCGGGCAUUUUAGAGAUAAAGACAUGCUCUCAUCAAUUAGAAUAGAUUUGAUUAACUGCUAAAGAGUAUUUUUAAGAAAAAAAUAUGCAGUAAUUCAGUGGUUUGUGUUAAGUAGCCAGUGGAUUUUAGAAUCGUUUGAACAUAUUUACAUAAAGUUCCACAUGCAUCUUGUGUGUAAAAUCUCAUUUCCAUCCCCGCAUGUAUCCAUUUGAAAUCAGCUUUUGAUAAGCACAGCUUUAUUCCCAGAUUUAAACGCGGAUCAUUUGACACAAUCCAGGAGCUAAAAGCCUAGGCUUUGAGUAAAUUUCGGGGUUCACCAAGAGCACUAAGAAAUAAUAUUCCCCUUCGCAAGCAAACAUUUUCUUUACAGCAGUAUUAAGGGCGACUUUGUCAUGUUUGCCAAAAGGCCUUUUUCUGGUUGUCUGUAUUUGCGUUUUAUGUUUGAAGAUCACAAAAUAAACUGCAACGAAUACUUCAGAUCUCAACGAAUAUGGCUAGCUUUGUUGUGUAUGCUUUGAUAUGACUUGUUACUGAGCUAUCGGUGUGGCUUUUCUGGGAACAAGGAAUGUAAGUACAAAAGGAUAGAAACAAUCAUCUCAGUAAAGCCAUUAUUAAAAAACUCUGUGAGUGAUCUGA
Molecule: messenger RNA, 9438 nt
Organism: Stylophora pistillata
Lineage: Eukaryota; Metazoa; Cnidaria; Anthozoa; Scleractinia; Pocilloporidae
Molecular function (GO): calcium ion binding; protein binding
Source: RefSeq, a predicted model, not a curated record